Ornithodoros turicata is the source of this 3692-nucleotide messenger RNA. RefSeq lists its product as uncharacterized. Gene Ontology annotation, molecular function: chitin binding. Gene Ontology annotation, cellular component: extracellular region. Bases 185 to 3211 code for a protein of 1008 amino acids. The transcript has 4 exons. Lineage: Eukaryota; Metazoa; Arthropoda; Arachnida; Ixodida; Argasidae. The record is from RefSeq and is a predicted model, not a curated record.
GUCUCCUCUACAUUUUUUCUGUGUCGAUUGGUGCGCUCUUUGGCAUCGAGUGUCGCCAAUACUACGUCCGUCCUACGUGGGGGAAGUUACGACACUGCUCUUCCACGGCAAGUUUUCAGUAUCGUCUGCGAAGAUCGGCGCACGUGAGCCUAGCAGACGACGGCUUCGUCCGCUCAACGUGACGAUGGCGAUUGGAGUGCGUAAUUUGUGCUGCGCCGCCAUCUGUUUUGCAUUCUUGCUGCUGUCGCUAGCUGUGGCCCUUACUGCAUCUUCAGCAGCACGACAAACGCUUGUACAGCUGGCACCAGAGGAAGAAUCCAGAGCCCUGGAAGAGCCGGGCAACGAGUUGGAGUCACCUCCCAAGGACUUACAAGCAUGCGAAGGCCGCCCUAACGGAGUGUAUGCAGAUCUGGACCGAGCCUGCCGGGUGUUUCGAGCCUGCCAGGACAGCCGGGCGCACCUCUUCUGGUGUGCUAACGGGACCGUAUUUAAUCCAGCACGUGGUCACUGUGACGCACCAAGGAGCGUUCGAUGCAUCGAUCCAAAGCGAGAGAUCCUUCCUUCCGUCGUCGGAGAUUGUUCACGCCAAAAAGAUGGAGUCUACACAGAUUACCAGAGCGGCUGCAGGAAGUUCUACUUCUGUCUUGGUGGUCGACGCACAGAGUUCAUUUGCCCUGGAACGCACCUCUUCGACUGGCGUACCGGGAGGUGUCAUCCACAUCAGGAAGUCACCUGUUCCGCCCUCACCUGCUCCAAGGACCAAGAUGGCGUCUUCGCAGACUACAUGGACGGCUGUCGUCGAUACUACACCUGCAACGCGGGGCUGAAGACCGAGUUCUCCUGCCCGCAAGGCACACUCUUCCACGACAAGCUUUCCCAGUGCCACGAGUCACAGGCGGUUCGAUGCAACGGUAGGGCGGGAUUCUCUUGCGCGGGUCUGCCCGACGGAUAUUAUCCAGAUGCACGCACCGGUUGCAGGAACUUCGUCUUGUGCAUCAACCACCGCGCCAAAUCCUUCGCGUGUCCGUCAGACCUCGUAUUUAACAGGAGACAUCUUGCUUGCGACUACCCAUGGAAAGCUAACUGCGAAAAACCGAAGGAGAACGAAUGCACCCACAAGCCAAAUGGCGUCUUCGCCGUGUUCGAGAGUGACUGUCGCGACUUUCUCGUUUGCAUGGACGGCGUUGUCUUGCAGCACGGAUCGUGCCCGCAAGGCAAAGCACUGAAUCCGGUCACUGGUACCUGUCAACCGAGCACGCUUGUGACUUGCGCACCCGUCAUCGACCUGGACUGCGACGGUAGACCUGAUGGAAUGUACCCUGAUCCGAAGUCGAACUGCUCCGCGUUUUACGUUUGCAUCGGAGGAAAUAGGGUUGUCACUUCUGUUUGCCCCGGUGGUACUCUCUUUGAUGUCACCACUGCCACCUGCCUUCCGUCGGUCCUGGUGAACUGCCCUCUUCAUCUCCCUACCCAACCAACAGAGGAAGGAGGUGUGACAUACUCGCAGUAUGAGUGCGAAGGAAGGAUUGGUGUCUUUCCCGAUUACCUUACAACCUGCCGAGGGUAUAAGCUUUGUGUCGACGGCAAAGAGUACAAGGGAACUUGUCCUGAAGAUUCGAUGUACAGCAUUGAGUCAGGACGUUGUGACAAUGGAACAUCUGAUGUUAACUGCCAACCGCCGGAGCUGGUUGGGACCUUCCGGUGCCGACAGGGUAACGGAGGCAUCUUUGUGGAUUAUGAAAGCGGGUGCAAGACUUGGCACGAAUGCCUCAAUUCUGAAGGCGUAUCUUAUACAUGCCCAGAAGGGCAGCUUUUUGACAUCAAGCGCCUAAUGUGCCGCGAAGCGAGCAAAGUUCGUUGCCACACGUCAAAGAUGGGUCUUUCCCUAAUGUCUUCUUUAGGGAAGAGCAUCACCGUUGUACCGCCUAACGAGACGACACCAAUUAACUGCAACAAGAGUGUUCCUGGAGUGUUCCCAUCCUUGAACACUGGGUGCAAACAGUUCCACGUCUGCGCACCUAGUGGACUUUUCUCAUUUCGCUGCCCCGAGAACUCAGUCUUCGAUCCGGAUAGAAAGAUCUGCGAUUCCUCCCCACAGGCUGUUUGUUCUUCAGUCGAUGACGGAGAUGCGUGGGUCCAAACGGAAGACAAAUUUUCUUGUAACGACAGAGAAGACGGAACGUACCCGGAUUAUAACCAAACAUGCAGAAGAUACUUUGUCUGCGAAAACGGCUCGAAGACGACGGUGUACUGCCCGAAAGGGUCGCGCUUUAACGACGGACUCAUGGUGUGCUCAGAUUCUGAAGACUUUGAGUGCAAACAUGAGGUGCAAGCAGAAAAACACGACAUGGGAGACGUCACUGCAACAGAAUUCGUCGAUGUGAGUGCAACGGCGUCCCCCACUACUACUACAACAACAACACCCAAGCCAGAAGUAGACUACGACUCAACGAUAGAAGAUGAGGAGCCCACCCCCACUUUGCCACCGUAUGUCGCAUCUCGACUGUCGUCUGGAGAAGGGACCAGCAAAUCUGCCCCAGAAGCUCAAAAAUUCGCCUGUCCAGCAGGCGAAACUGGGUUCUUUCCAGAUUACGACUCCGGGUGCCGAAAGUUCCAUAUUUGCUUCAGGUCGAUCACGAGGACCUACAGUUGCCCUAGCGUUCUCCUGUUCAACCCAAUUACAAAGACGUGCGACGUCCCAAGUAACGUCACCUGUGCUCCACAAGAGUCUUCCGCGACGCCCGACGUUUCCAGAGACGUCUGCUAUGGAAAGUCUCGAGGCUAUUUCGCAGACUACGGCAGUGGUUGCCAGAAGUACGUAUCCUGUAACGACGGCAAGGCCCUGGAGUACGAGUGCCCACGUGGUACACUCUUCAACACCUGGACGUGGUCAUGUGACAUGGAGGACGUCGUUCAGUGCGUGGACGUUAACUAUAGGACUCCCCUAACGUCGGGGACGCCGUCGACGCAACGAAAAUUACCGCACGUGCACGGCAUUCCGCAGAGGUUUUAUUUUACCUGCGCUGACAUGCCCGACGGGUUCUACCCUGAUCUGGCGAGACACUGUCACGUGUUUUAUCGUUGUCAUAAGGGGAAGAAAUAUUCGCAUUACUGCAAACAAGGUUUGCUUUUUAACCCGAAAACAGGGAUCUGUGACUUCGAAGACAACGUUAAGUGCUCUGUGAGUGAUACGCAAACGACAUUCCGGUAAACACGAUGAAAACAAAGAGGAAAAACAAAAGUAAGGGUCGAACCUUACCACUCAAACGCUGCAGUUUCGAAACUAUAAAAAAGAACGAUGUACAACGAUAAGGGUAUAGUGGAGAAUUAAAAGGAAAGGAAAAGAUAGCGUCUUAAAUCAGAUGUCGUGUUUAUGUAUAUUUUUUUUUGCGAGUGAAGAAAUAUUUUACUUUUGGAAUGCUAUUUUUACCAAAAAACAAAAUGUUUUUAUACCACAGAAGAAUGUAUUACGAUAGCAAAGAAAGAAAAUACUUCAUCUUCGGCAGAUAUUUUGGCCAUCUGUGCUGUGUUGUUACUAAUAUUAUUUUGCUGUCAUUUCGUUAUGGCAUCUUUUUCGUUGUAAUCAUGUACGCGAUCACAUGCGACUACAUGGACAUGUAAUCCUAAUAGGAACGAUAUGUACACUGAAAUGUUUCAGUGCUUGUGGAAGUAAACGAUGUGCAUAAAAUGUC